This is a messenger RNA of Ananas comosus (pineapple), 1184 nucleotides long. Its product is annotated as growth-regulating factor 10-like. The record is from RefSeq and is a predicted model, not a curated record. Lineage: Eukaryota; Viridiplantae; Streptophyta; Magnoliopsida; Poales; Bromeliaceae. Gene Ontology annotation, molecular function: ATP binding. The transcript has 3 exons. Bases 139 to 888 code for a protein of 249 amino acids. Gene Ontology annotation, cellular component: nucleus. Gene Ontology annotation, biological process: developmental process; regulation of DNA-templated transcription; DNA-templated transcription.
UCUCUCUCUCUCUCUCGGGUCUUGUCACCAGCUCUGCUUCCGUUAGCGGAGCCAGGAACAGCUUCUGCUGCUUCACGAAGCUAAAGAAAGGAAGCAGAAGAAGAGCAGCAGUGCGUUGAUGCUAACAACAGUACAGCCAUGGCCGAGGAAGCAUCACCUCCCUCCAAAGUCCCCCGCCUCUCUUCGGAUCCCAGCGCAGGGGGAGGGGGAGUUGUAACUAUAGCGGCGGCGGCGGCGGCGGCGGCGGCGGCGGCGGCGCCGUUGGUUCUGGGACUGGGGCUGGGGUUAGGGGCAUCGGGCGGCGCGGUGGCUGCGGCGGCGGGCGCGCAGAACAAGGCGGCGUUCACGUUCAUGCAGCUGCAGGAGCUGGAGCACCAGGCGCUCAUCUAUAAGUACAUGGCGGCCGGCGUCCCCGUCCCCGUCCACCUCGUCCUCCCCAUCUGGAAGAGCGUCGCCGCCUCCUCCUUCGGCCCCUUCCACUUCCCCUCUCUGAUGGGGUUGGGGAGCUUGUGCUAUGACUACAGGAACAGCAUGGAGCCGGAGCCGGGGCGGUGCCGUCGCACCGACGGCAAGAAAUGGCGGUGCUCGAGGGAUGUGGUGGCCGGCCAGAAGUACUGCGAGCGCCACAUGCACCGCGGCCGCAACCGUUCAAGAAAGCCUGUGGAACCACCACCAGGCGCAGCCCCCGCUCCCGCGCCUCUCGGCACCGGCACCGGCACCGGCACCGGCAACGGCACCGCUGGGCUCCAACUCAUGCCCGCCGCAGCCAAUUCUAGCGGCGCGAGCAGCAGCAGCGGCAGCAGCAACAAUGUGUCGCCCCACAACCUCGGAUUCUCUCCGACAAGCGUUCUCCACAGUGGCGCCGCGUGUAGAACUGGCCCCAUCUGAGGGACCUUAAAAGUUUUUAGUUUAUAGUGUUUAGUGUAGUAACCUCUAUAUUUUGCUGGCUCUUUUUUGGUUUGUAUUUUGGAUGUUUUGUUUUGGAAGAGUGGGGAGGAGCACAUACCAGGUGUUUGUUGGUAUGCGACUAAGGGAGCCGAAGCCAAGUGAUUUCCCUAUCUUUAGUUGUAGACCUGCUACUGCUGGGGCAAAUAUUGGAUGCCCUCCAUUGCCGUAUAUCUAUUUUUAUAAGUUUACUAUGGCACACUGUAACUUUAUAAGUAAAAAACAAAAACUUCUGAUAA